GGGGAGAUGUGGCUGUCUGCUGGGUUGUGUUGUCAAUGCGUGCAAUUUAUCAUAACAUGUGGUUAUAGUACGUGACAGAUGGAAUUUUAGUGUUUGUAUAACUAAAAUUUGUUGACGUUUGGAGCUCAUCCGUGUGUCUAGGAGAAGAUGAUUGAAGCUUCCGGAGAAAGGACUCUUACUGGUCAUCCAUAUGACACCACUCAAUACUACAUAGGGCUAGGGCUUGCUGUUAGCUCCAGUGCUUUUAUCGGUUCGAGUUUUAUUAUAAAAAAGAAAGCACUGUUGAGAUUGUCACGUUCUGGCUCAGUGCGGGCUGGCGCUGGAGGAUUUGGGUAUCUGAAAGAAUGGCUCUGGUGGGCCGGCUUUUUGUCUAUGGGGGUGGGUGAGGCAGCUAAUUUUGCUGCAUAUGCAUUUGCACCUGCCUCACUGGUAACACCACUUGGUGCACUUAGUGUACUGGUUGCAGCAGUCCUGGCAUCAUAUUUUCUUGGUGAAAAACUGAAUCUUCUUGGCAAGAUGGGAUGCUUUCUCUGCAUCUUGGGCUCAACUGUUGUUGUCAUCCAUUCUCCAAAAGAAGAAGAAAUAGAAAAUUUGGACGUCUUGAAGCAGAAACUAUUAGAUCCAGGUUUUGUGUUCUAUGUUUUCCUAGUGUUGGCACUGACACUGGCAAUUAUAUCAUACUUCGGCCCACGAUAUGGACAACGAAAUGUUGUGGUUUACAUUACGUUAUGUUCUGCAAUUGGUUCCCUCAGUGUUAUGAGCUGUAAGGGCCUAGGACUUGCUAUCAGGGACACCGUUACAGGGAAAUCAAAUGAGGCAUCCAACUGGCUUACAUGGCUUCUGCUGAUGGCUGUUAUUCUCUGUAUUUCAAUACAGAUGAAUUACCUAAACAGAGCACUUGAUCUCUUUAACACUGGUAUUGUGACUCCUAUUUAUUAUGUUCUUUUCACGACACUAGUAAUUGUGUCAUCAGCAGUGUUGUUUCGUGAGUGGCAGGAUGUGGGACCUGAAGACAUUGUUGGAGGCAUGUGUGGCUUUCUUACUGUUGUAACAGCCAUAUUUCUACUCAAUGCAUUCCGUGAUAUUGACAUUUCGUAUUCAGAUGUGAGAAGUAUGUUGCGUCCAAGAAAGACAGGUAUUGUAUCUGUGGGAACUGAAGGAAACAGAGCAAAUGGAGUUUCUGCUUCAGCUGUUUACAGAGACACAAAGCGACUGUUAGGCAGUGAUGAUGAAUCUUCAUCAUAUGGCAGUCCUGGUCCAACUCCUCCUGUAUGACCCAUGGCUACUCCUGCUACAUUUCGCAGGCUUCAGUCUUCAGGACUGUAUCCAUAGUGUUUUUAUUCCCAACAACUUUGAAAGAUAUGUACAAAGAUAUUUGUAUUAUUUUUUCUGUUGGAGAGACUGAAUCAGGAAAUUAUCUGUGAUUGUUGAUAGCUGUGAUAUGUGCAACAGUGACAGCCGGUUGUAAACAGUUUUAUGGCUCUGUGUUUGUCACUUAAACAUGGAUGUGUGUCUUUUGCAUGUAUAAAUGUAAUGUAUUGUUGUGUGGUAUUUAUAAGACUUGAACUUAUUUAUUCAUACAAUUGAGUCAUAUUCAGUGUACAAAUAAUGAAGAUAGUUAUACUAUAAUUUGUUAGUGAUACCAUUUCAAUGUUUAAUGGUGAUAGUCUGAAUAUUUAAGUAAUUUUCAAAUUAACAUUCACCUUUUAGUUUCUGCUGUGCCACCCCACUGGUUACUGCAUUCAUUUAAAUAAGUUUUUAUACUCAGAUGAUUUUAUUUGUUGAACUGAGAGGAAUUUUCAUGUGUUUUAUGCUUUUUUUUGUUAAAAAAAUCAGAAAGUGUCCAAAACUGCCGGCCAGAGUGGCCCAGCGGUUCUAGGCGCUUCAGUCAGGAACCGCGCGACCGCUACGGUUGCAUGUUCGAACCCUGCCUCGGGCAUGGAUGUGUGUGAUGUCCUUAGGUUAGUUAGGUUUAAGUAGGGGACUGAUGACCUCAGAAGUUAAGUCCCAUAGUGUUCAGAGCCAUUUUUUUGUCUAAAACUUGAGUUGUUAGUGUGUGCUCAUACCUCAGCCAGUGAUAGAGGAAUUAAGUAAAGUAAACCUCUAAAGCCAUACAACAAUGGAAAAUCCAUGAUUGAAUGUAAAUAUUACCCUUAUACUGAAUCAGUAAACCAGAUGUUUUUUUUUUUUUUUAAAUGGAUAUUAUGAUAGUACCAAAACAUAUUGAAUUCUCAAUGCUAAAAGCUGAAAUUUCCAUCUAUAGAUGAAAUGCGGAUAGUGCUUAGUUGCACACAUAAAUACCAGGUAAUUUUCUUCCUGCAGGUUUGGAUCUUUUUAUUUGCAUCUUUGCACCAUCCGAAUUUCAGUUGUAGUGGCCUGUAUUUGUUAUAUGUUGUACCUCCAUUGUGACACUUAAUCUGAGUGUAGAAUUAAGAUCAGUAUAGAAUAACUGAAUAUAUGCUGUGUCUGCCCAUAAAUAUACAUUUUCAGCAGUAUGAAGAACAAAUUUUUUUAUCAUGUACAAUAAAAGCAGUGAGUGUGUGUGUGUGUGAUGUGGUGAUAACUUCAACUGGUUGCAUGACUUUUCAGGUGCUUGUAUUGUUAAUGUGAAGUUCGGAACAAUUAGCACACAGCAGAUGAUGACAUUUUUAGUAUAAACAAUAUUAACUGUAAACUUUUAAUAUGUUAAGCAUAAUUGCGGAGUGUUGAUGCUACAAGUUAGAAAAUCUUUACUUUGUGGAUGGCUUAAUUAUGCUGGGAAGAAUACAGUCAACUUCCAGAAAUUGAUUAUAUAAUGAAAACAUAUUGUCCUGGCACAGUGAUAAUCAGAAAUAGCGAUGUAGACUAUCGCUACACUUUCAGGUGACCAUUCAGUCAGAUAAAGUAGUCUGGAGAUACAUGCUUCAUCCUUGUACACAUCAGUAUCCUUUUUGUCACUCUAAUCAGUUCCUUUGUCAGUUCCCUCUUUAAAAACAUGUAACUGUGUAGUUAAUGUGUGUGUCUUGAGAAAAAUGCUGAAGUAGUUCAUUUGUACGUAGCUGUAGAAAUAUUUACAGAAAUAACUAACAUAACUCUUUUUCACUAAACAUGCAAAAUGAAACAAAAAUUCCUGGUUCUGAUAGACAUGUUUGAAUGAUAAAGGAGAAAUUCUUGUAUGUACAAGAUGUCUUUAACAUUUCUGGGAUUGAAAUUCCUGUCAUCUGUGGGAAAGCAAACAAUUUUUUAAAUUAUUUUAUCUAUCUUUGCUCUCGGGUAGAACCACGUGUAAACUAUUCUCAGUGGCCUGAUUUUAUGUGAACUGUUGGCACACAAAGAAAUUCAGCAUUAUAUCAAGUCAUUUCAGAGUUGCUGCAGCCUGAAGUUCCCUGUAAAUGAUCACACAAUUUGCCAACUUUACUAGUUUCGUCAAAUAUUUGUCUAUGCCAACUUUGUUUGACAUGUUUAUAGAACAUGUUUGCCAACACACAACAAGAAUUUCAAUCCCAGAAAGGUUUAGGAUACCUUGUACAGGUAAGAAUUUCUCCUUUACUAUUCAAACAUAUUUAUCAGAACCAGAAACAUGAAACAUUCAAGUUUCAUUUAAUCCUCUAGGUUACACUUCUAUCACACAAUGUAAAAUGAUAGCAAGUAUUAUCAGUUGUGAUGGUGGUGCAAAGUCAGUGAUGGAGCCAAUACAGUCUUUCCCUGUAGGUGUGUUCAUAACUGGUACCCAAGGAAGAAAGGGAAAUAGAAGAUUCCUCUACAGUCACAGCACUUUACUGAUUUGGUAUCAAAUUUGGUUAUUUUAUUGCAAGGUUCAAAUAUCUCUGGGAGGACCUAAUUAACACCUUGUUGCUAUAGUAACUUUCAAAAAGGUGCAUGUUUGUCCCAUGUUUGCAACUUCCAGAAUUGGGAGAAAUUUUAUUUGACAAGAUGGUGGAGAUUACGUUUGUUGUUUUGGGACGCAUGUUUAGUGAGGAGUGUCAUUACCUUUUAUCUUAUUGUAUCAUGAAUUUCACAAUUAUGGAAACAAGGAUAAGUGAUAGAAAAGGUUACCAAAAGGGUAGAAGUACUAAGUCUUUUGCAGCCAUAUAUUGCGUAUUGUGCAGGAAUAGGUUAAGAAAAAACUCAAUGUUUGAUGCACAAAAAAGAAGUGGGAGUACAGUAAAAUAAUAAAAAAUAAAAUAAAAUAAAAUAAAGGAAGCUCUCUGGAUUGUCUGUGGACAAUGUAUAUUUUCCCAUGUUGUGGUAUGUUAAUGAACUUUCAUUAGAGGACCAAGUAGAAGAUAAAUUUUCACAUAACUGUGUCUUCCUUUUCCAAGUGAGUGUGAAGUAAUUUUAACAGGUUAUUAAAUUUUUCACUACCAAUUUGGAGAAAGUUGGUGUAAUCAUCAGGUUCUAAGUGUAAUAUUUCCUUUAGAAGAUUUUCAUGAGUAUAUUUAUCUUAUAGUUUCAACCAUUUUCUGGACCAGCAUCUUGGUUUUUUUUCUCUUCUUUAUACAGUGCGAAAGCCAAUGUAAGAGAUGCUUCACCUGUAUAAGUAGCUAUUCCGACGAAUGUCAAAACGUCCCACUACACGAUACACAUAGUGUGAGAGCUGCUCCAAAAGUAGCUUAAGUUUUUGUCGGCAUGUGAGCGUGCUUGUUUGACAAACCUGUGUAUAGGAAACAACAAACUUGACAAACAAGUUUUAUCAUUAGCAGGGGCCUUAACAGAGAUACUCACAUAUAAUUCUUCACCUUCCGCAAGUAUCACAGUGUUCAAAAUGUGUGCCUCAGACCUUCCCAAGGUAUUUGACCCUAUAUUAAUUGGUUUCUCUCCUCAAUAACCAGAACAUAUGGCAGUUAAGACAGAACCCAAGCAGCUACUUCCAGUUGGUGAGACCUUGAUGAAUUUACCUUUGGGCAUAUUUUGUGUAUAAUAAUUAGACACUGCCUAGUUCUCAGUCUGACACACAUUUUGCCACACUACAGCUGCAUAUUUAAACUGGCGACAUUCAGGUUCUGCUAUAAGAAUUCUGGCCUGAAUUGCUGGAGCUGGCAGUCAUGUGUGCGUGAGGUGUGCUUGCUUGUGUGUAUGAAUGGUGUUUUGCUCUUUUGCCGAUGAAGGCUGUGGCUGAAAGCUUUGUGUAUCUUUUAAUUGCACCUGUUUGCAACUUAAUGUGUCUUCUUUAUGGUAAGUAGCAAUCUAUCUUUUUCCUGCAUUGUUGAUGUUACUACCUGUAGUUUUCAUUGUCUGAAAUAUUUUGCAACUUUGUGCAAUGUCUGUAACAUACUGUCUGUUUACAACCCAGUCUUCAAUAAUAAUUCACCGAACUGAUUUAUCAUAAGUUUAUCAUGGUAAUUCCCUCCGAAAUCAUUAUAAAUUUCCAGAAUUUACUAACAGUAAUGUCUCUGAUUUCCUUUUUGACUUCUCCCAAUACUCUCUUUUCUCAGUUUUUUAAAUUGUAAAUCUGUUCCUGUAUACACCAAUAAAAUGCAAGUUUGUCUACUGAUGCAAAUGUUUAUUACAUUUUGCUGGUAUAAUCACACCUUUGUGAGCAUACAGAAUGUUGUCCAUUAUGCCCCCCCCCCUCCCCAUAGCCCACUGAGCUUCAGCAAGUUGUCUGCUUAUAUCUGUAUAUUUAUUGCUUAGCUCUCUCAUGCAGCACCUCUCGCACAGUGCAGGUUGAUUUCAGUAAUCACUGCUUUUAUCAUGAUUUGUCUCUAUGUCACUGUUUUAUUUGUAGUCCCUCUGCCAACUUCAUAAUGUUUCACAUGUGUUUAUUAGCUGUAUUACAACACAAGCAUCCUUCAUUUCUUUUAGUGUUCAAUUUGAGGAUUGUUUUGCACCAGUUUGGUUGUGAUAGCAAUGUGAUUAGCAAUAGAACUCCAUUCUUUCAAACUUCCUCAUUAUAUGUGUCUUUCAUAACUUAAUGUAUGUAGCUCGGUAAUCACCUUCCUUUACUAUUUUUUCAUUUUCCUAUCACACUAUCAUUCUUCAGAUUCCCUCGUAUUUCCAUAGGCCACUGCUUGCUUCUUUCUGCAGUAUAUUUCCACAAAUCUCUCCAUCAGUUUUAAGGAUGUCAUUUGUCACUUUAAUAGUCCUGAAUUGUUUCAACGUCUUCCUUUAAUUCAACCUGGUGGGGAUCCCAAAUACUUAUGCAGUAACCAAGAAUGAUGUUAAACGCAGGUGAGCUACACGUUCCUAGAAUUCUCCCAAUAAGAUGAAAUUAACCAUUCAACUUCCCUACUACCAACCUUACAUGCUUAUUCCAUUUUGUGUUAUUUUGCAAUUUUAUGCCCUGAUUUUUUUAAUAUUUAGAGCAGCCUGUUAUUCCUUACAGCAAGUAGAAAUUUUUUCUAAUUCAUCCUGUAACAUCCUAGUCACUCGAUGAUUUUUCCCGUACUACAGUCUCAGUAGCAAACAGUUGCAAAUUGCUGCUCACCUUAUCUGUCAGAUCAUUUAUGUAAAUAGAGAACAAGAAGGGUCCUACCAAUUCCCUACGCUUGGAUCUAAGUCUGCAUAGGGACACUAUGUCUAAUACUAUCUGGAAAUCUGGGGCUAUGGAAUAUCCAAGUUGCCCUUCAUCCAUCAUGGUUUGCACGAUACUGGACAAGAAGAGGGAAAGCUGAGUUUGGUGUGAGUGGUGCUUUCUAAAUUUGUGCUGAUUUGUGGACAGAAGAUUUUCUGCCUCGUGGAAAUUUAUUGUAUUUCAGCUUAGAAUAUGCUCACAUUAAUUUUCCUGAGUUAAUCAUCUGCAGGUGAGCACUAUGGUUGGGAGACAGUCCAUAGAGGUGCAGCAGGGUGGGGCUGUAGUUGUGAAAUCUAAUGGAAUACACUGCAGUUGUGAUGACAGAUUCUGGUGGUGCAAUCUGGUGCAUUGUGGGAGGCUAGUGACAGAGACAAAGGGCUUGUGUUAUCAGUUUAUUUACAAAAUGUAUGAUUAAUUCAGGUUUAUGAAAAAUCCCCAUUACACCCUAUACUUGAGUGCCUUCCUGCUUCACUAACUAUUGCUUCACAAAACAGUACAGAUCACUGUGUGAACAACAUUAACAAAACAAUUGCUGUUUGGGAGUCUUAUGGAAGCACUUUUAUGUUUUCGGAAGUAUUUAUUUAUGCUGUUAUGUUAUAAUUACAGCCAUUGAAGAGAUGGGGAUGAAGGGCAUUUACACUUCUGACUUACUCCCUCUCCUUUUCCAGUAUUUUGGACAUUAUAUAUAAAUAUAUAAUGAUUAAAGAUACACUUACAAUGUGUAAUUGUUCUUUUUACUUUGGUGUUUGAUUCCAUGAUAUAGUUCUUAGUGUCGUUGGCUACUAAGGUGGAUGUCCUAGAUUUUUAAUGUGUAGUAGUCUGGAAUGGAUCUAAUCACCCUUCAAGCCAAAUGAGAAACUGCUUGAUGAAAUAAGCAGCAAGAUUGACAAACAAUAUUUCAGUGCUGUCAGAUCAAAAGGCUUGCACAAGGUUAGCAGCCACACAACAUUUACAAUUUACUUUUAAUUUUUGUACAAAUAAAUCAUAGUGAUUAUGUUCAACAAUUGUGCCCUAUUGUACUUUUCACAGUUAAAAUAUUCAUAAAAUUUGGACUGUGCAUACAAAAUUUACCUCUGAAUACAAAUUUGCAGAAGAACUAAAGGUUUGUAAUAAGUAGCAUGAAAAGAUUGCAUAUUUUCAGAAGUGUGCUUUCUUUAUUUUUAUAAACAAAAUUUAUUUACUCUACUCUGCAGAUAUUUAUGGUGUUACAAAUAAAAUAAAAUCCUCUUUGUUGUCCUGCCUAUAACAUGGUUAUUGUUCCAAGAAGGAAUGACAAAUCUUAGUUUUAUAUCAGAUACAUGGUAUGAAUAUGACAAUAACUUUCCUGGAUAUAUACAAACUACCCAGGUGUAAGUUCUCUUGAUUCUUUUUUGUCUCCACAGAAAAUUUCAUUGUAUUACCUAUGCUGCAAAUACACGCCAUAUUCUUCAGCAUCUUGCUUUCUUAGACUGGUCUUGCUCUCCCAUGGCCUGUAUGUAGAUCUUUUGCUUGGCAACACCUUGUGUAAUAAUCAUAAAGCAUUUCUUUGUGCUUUUAGCAAUUUUAUUUAUUUCAUUCGAGAUGUAGCAAAAACAAAUAUGUGAUAUUUGAUAACAGCAUUUAUCUAUUACAGUGAUUUUUUAAAAAGUGAAGGCAGGCAUUUAAAAGAUGCAUAACAAAACAAAUAUUGGGAAGAGCUUUCUGGGACCAAAGGAUUUGCCAUUGUUGUUGCUUUAGCUAAUUUACAGAAUAUGUAAAACUGAUUGUAGAUCAGAAAUGAGCUGUGUUAAUACAUAAUAAAGACCAGACAGAGAAAAUUUAAUGAGAUAUUCUACACAAUAAAAGAAUGUUUGAAGAUGGUCAUCCAAGCCAAAAACCAGUUAACAUAAUAAAAGUAAUACUGUAGAACAAAAGCAGACUAGCAUUUUUCAUUUAUUAUGUCUUGAAGUUGUGAUAAAUUUAAAAUGUGAAAUGUGUGUUUCUGUGCUGGUUAAAAAUAUGAUUGUAACUAUUUAUUUGAAUUUUAGAGGACCUUCCACACAACUGUA
Schistocerca piceifrons (Central American locust) is the source of this 8520-nucleotide messenger RNA. RefSeq names its product magnesium transporter NIPA2 (gene spict). Gene Ontology annotation, biological process: magnesium ion transport. The transcript has 7 exons. Gene Ontology annotation, molecular function: magnesium ion transmembrane transporter activity. Gene Ontology annotation, cellular component: membrane. The record is from RefSeq and is a predicted model, not a curated record. Lineage: Eukaryota; Metazoa; Arthropoda; Insecta; Orthoptera; Acrididae. Bases 148 to 1275 code for a protein of 375 amino acids.